CACUAUGUCAUUGGCCCAACCGUUCCCGUUGAAGAAAUUAAUCGUGCUACUCCGUAUAGCUUCCGUUAUUCCUCGGCCAAGAAUCCGUCAGAGGAAGAAAGAGAAAACAGUAAGCGGGAUAUUAAUAGGAACAAGAAACCAACGUCAGCCUGAGUCUGACUUAGGGUUCGACAGGCAAACUUUACCCUUUUUAUCUGUGUCUUCUCACUCAGCUUACCAGUACAUGGAGGGCUAUUAGGUAUCUAUAGGUUGGUAACUUGAUGAUCCUGCUAUCCCCACUAGUAUAUCAAUGAGACCAGAUUCUCCUCCCUCUCUUUAUCUUUCCCUGUGCUAGGUUAUUGUGCCAUCGAUAUAGUCUUAACACAUAAUGGGUUCGCAAAUUGGAGAUCCCGAUGAGAUUACUGUGCUUGUCACAGGUUUUGGUCCGUUCAGGGAACAGUAUCCCGUUAACCCCUCAUGGGAAAUCGCCAAUAGCUUGCCUUCAUAUCUUCCUCCGCUACGAGCCAAGGACCCUAACUCGAGGCAUGCGGCUGUUGUUCCACCAAAGGUACGCAUCGUGGUGCACCCUGAGGCUAUCCGUGUCAACUACAGGGUUGUGAGAGGCCUUGUGCCAUCGUUCUAUGACACGCCGCAGAAGUUUGACAUUGUCAUGCACAUCGGAAUGGCUGGUCCUCGACCAUUCUAUUCUAUCGAGAGGAGAGGUCAUCGUGAUGGAUACAAGCAUCCGGAUGUCGACGGUGAAUACAUAGACGGGGAGGAAGAGAGAGAAAGGAUUGAUUGGCCGUGGCGAGGCCUUCCAGAGGAGAUUGAGACGGAGUUGAAUCUCGAUGAGAUACUUCCUCUGUGGCAGGGGCAUAGUUCGGAGGCGGAUCUGCGCAUAUCCGAAGAUGCAGGUCACUUUUUGUGCGACUUUAUCUACUACUCGAGUCUCUCUGAGCUUUGGAAGCUGCAGAGACCUAGAAAGACGCUGUUUCUUCAUGUCCCAGCCGAUGCUUCGCCUACAAGUGUUGUGAAGGGAAGGGAGCUGAUGUUGAACCUAAUCCGAUCUGUCGUUGAGAGCGAGAUGAUCGAGAAGAAUAAACUUCUGGGGAGUAAGGCUGCUGGUGAGGAAUUGUGAUGUGGUUUUCAAGGCAGAGUAUAGGGCAUGUGAGAUGGAUCAUUAACAGGAGUUGUCAUCAUUUCAUUAUUAUAUGAAUCUCUAUGAGUGUUUUUUAGUUAAUCAAGUCUGGAGAAUCGUGCACUCGAAAUAUAAAUUUGAGAGUAUGUUAUGGUUUUGAAUGAUCAUGACAUCACACGCCGAGGUUUCAGUAUUCCAAGAGUUUCUCUCAUGAACGAA
This is a messenger RNA of Fusarium redolens, 1336 nucleotides long. RefSeq lists its product as uncharacterized. Bases 368 to 1117 code for a protein of 249 amino acids. NCBI's taxonomy places the organism in Eukaryota, Fungi, Ascomycota, Sordariomycetes, Hypocreales, Nectriaceae. The transcript is spliced from 3 exons. Gene Ontology annotation, biological process: proteolysis. The record is from RefSeq and is a predicted model, not a curated record. Gene Ontology annotation, molecular function: pyroglutamyl-peptidase activity. Gene Ontology annotation, cellular component: cytosol.